CACAGCAGCAGAGCCUGUACAGUCCCAUAUAAGGAUUUGCUGAUGAUGUAAUGGGCGCCACUGACUGCGAGUGAGACUCCGUGUGCAGAGCACUUCUCAUAAUGUUUGGUUUUCCGGAUGGAAUGUCCACAUCACUGGGAUCUCCGGGAAAGGGAGAGGUGAAAGAGUAGAGACAAUUUAUUCUCUGAGGAUUUUAAAGGACAGGAGGCCAACAGCACAGCACAGACUCAAGCUCCUGAUUGUAAAGGAAAGAGAAUACCAGGAAAUAAAGGAAGAGAAAAAUGAAAGAGAAGUCUCAGCUCUAAAAGAGGAGCUGACCAGGCUAAAGGCCUUUGCACUGCUGGUUGUAAAGGAGCAACAGUGUCUGAGUGAGCUGCUUGAGCAACAGAGGCGUUGCACUGAAGAACUGACCACCAUCGCUUACCACAUCAAGCAGGACGUUGGUGCAAAGAAGGAGGAGCUGAAAUCCGUGCAUCUGGAGGUGGAGCACCACAACCAAGUUUCCAUUCUUAACCGAAGCCAGAACACCAUGACAGCCCCAAGCCUGCUGUCAGAGGUGGAGGUACUGAGGAGAAGGGUGGUGGAGAUGGAGGGGAAGGACGAGGAGCUGAUACGCAUGGGGGACCAGUGUCGAGACCUGGACCGCAGACUAGCGAGGGAAAUCAGCCACUGCCGUAGCUUGAAGGUUGAGGUGGAUAACCUCAAUGGCAGAAUCAGUGAAUUGGACAGGAUAGAGGAGGCAUUAGUUAAGAGCAAACAGGACUGCAGUAUUCUGAAGGGCACCUUGGAGCGAGAGAGAGAGGUUACUAAGACACUGUCCAGUGAGCUUGACACUUUGAAAGUCAGGGUGAGAGAUCUUGAGGCUGCUGAGGGCCAAAUGGAAAAGAGUGAAGCAAUGAUUAGACAGGACCUGGCCAAGCUCAGGUCACUGACUGUAGCUUUGGUGGAGGACAGAAAGGCCAUGGCUGAGAGGCUACAACAGGCUGAAGAAAAACUCAAUGGGAAAGAGGGCAAAAGAAAUGAGCAAAGCAAUUUGACAACGAUGACAGAAAGACUGAGAGAGGAGAGACAGCAGGCACUAAGGUCUCAAGCAGAUUUAGAGGAAAGACUUAAGAGCAUAGCAAAGGACAAAGAUGAUCUCCAAGACAGACUAAAAACAGAGGAGAGGAGGAAUGUAGAGCUACAGAAUAAAAUAACCAUAAUGAAGAAAAGGUUACAGGUCUUGGAAAAUAGAAAAGAAAAAGAGGAUAAGUACACACACAGCUCUAUUCCAAACAACACUAACCAUCACUGCCAAACAGAGGACAACCAAGUCAAAGAACUGACCCAGGAGCUUGAUAGGCUGCAAAAGAGGCUCCAGGACAAGGAGAUGCUGGAGGGAGAACUGUUGAAAGUGGAAGAGGAUUUUGAGUCCCUGGACAAGAGGUUCAAGGAGGAGCAGAGGAGGUCCCGAGCUCUGACAGAGGAACUGGAGGUGGCAAAGAGGGAGCUUUCCAGGUACGAGCAGGCAGAGAAGCAGGAGGUCAACCAGGAACACCUUCUCCUUUGUCGUCUUCAGAAGGAGCAGGUCAAGUCCAGACUCUUAGCCAGAGAAGUAGAUACCCUGAAGGAAAAACUCCAGAGGCUAAUGGGGACUGAGGAGUCCAUCUGCAAGGUGCAGACGGAUCACUCCUCGCUGCAGAGGAAACUGACCCAACAAGAAGCCAGGAACAGAGAGCUGGCCAAAGAGAUGAAAGAACUGAACAGUGAGCUAGACAGAUAUAGACGAAUCAAGAAUCUAACACCUGGUGCUAACAGACAACUAUUUGCAGACCCUCAUCAGACCACCAAAGAGGUGCAAACUGAGCCAGCAGACAGCCUGCCUCCAGACUACAGUGAGAACAGUGAGAAACUGGAUGAGGAAAAUGAUGACAAGGACCCCAACCAUAAUACACAAGUCAUAAACAGAAGAAGCUCUCUUGUCAACAAUCUUAACAGCUUGAACAGUGCAAAUAACAACAUAAGCCAAUACAGCAGCCAUUCAGGCAAUGGCAUAGAUAUGCACCAAACAGUUAAUGGAGAGGUGAUGAUGUUAGCACACACACCAGGGCAGCCCUUGCACAUCAAGGUAACACCGCAUCAUACACUCAACACAGCCACACUUGAGAUUAGCAGCCCAACUGGAGACACAGCCACAUCCUACACCAGCACAGCUGUCAUCCCAACAAGUGGAGCCUCACCUAAGCAGAGAAUUACCAUCAUCCAGAACUCUGGUCUGCCUGCAGUUAAUGCCAAGACCCCACCGUCAAGCCCUGACCGCACCAUCUCCCCGCUUCACGGCACAACCAUCACGCGGGUGUUAAGUCCAAAUUCAUCACGGUCUGUGACACCCGACCACAGCAACUCCCCCAUUCAGAUUGUAACAGUGAGGACCUGCUCUCCGGAGCCAACAGAAGCUGCAAAUCAAGCCGUCUUCUGCAAGACUCCGGAGUGGCAGAACAGCUGGCAACAUCACAAGUCCAACAGCACUGACACAAGUCCAAGUAUCAUCACCACAGAGGACAACAAGAUCCACAUCCAUCUGGGGAGCCCAUAUGUCCAGUCUCUAAAUGGCAUGACCCACAGCCUCCCACAGCCUGUUGGACCAUACUAUCUUCGACACGAGCAAAGGACUCAAGUACUCACCAAUGGCUGUUAUGUCAAAGGUGCUGGCAAGAUCACAAGUAGCAUCACUAUAUCCCCUGCCACCUCUCCAGCCUCACACUCCUCAAAUAUAACAGUUCCUUUGGGGUCGCUGCAGAAGCCUGGUCCAACAAGGAUUCCCAAGACCAAAGGACACAUCACUUACAGAAGCAGCAGCAUAGGUCUCAAUACAGGACAGAAAAACAGAAAACCUCCCACAGUGCAUACAGGGAAAACACUGACUUGAGAAUGCCCAACCUGCCUGCAACUACAUGAUGUUAUCACUGCAGCUAGAUUAUAGAAAAUAAAAACUUUCAUGAUUGAAAAAAUAAAAAGUAUAUGUAAGAAAUGUGAUCUUAAAUAUAUAUCAUCAGCUCAAUAAAAUAUACAUUUGCCCUAUGAUUUUUUUAUGCUACAAAACUCACUCAAUGCAUGUUAAAAAUUAGGUGAACUAAGAAACUGUAGUAAUGUUUCCACAACAUAAAAUGGACAUGCCUUACAAAAGAGUUGUUCUCCUGUAUGAAUAGAAAGUGAAGCCAAACAUUAAACAAAAAUCAGUCAAUUUAAGACUGCUGCUCAUAUGUAAAGCUAAACAGCUCAUGGACCUCUGUCAUUCACAAAACAAACAGCAACUUAUUUUUUAGAACUAAAUGACAAUGUUCCACAGUGGAGUUUGGUUGAAAAAUGGGGCUGGAAUAUUAUUGUACCUUAUUAUAUAAUUAUAUCAUUUUUACAAUAU
Lates calcarifer (barramundi perch) is the source of this 3400-nucleotide messenger RNA. Its product is annotated as filamin A-interacting protein 1-like. The record is from RefSeq and is a predicted model, not a curated record. The transcript is spliced from 3 exons. Bases 530 to 2908 code for a protein of 792 amino acids. NCBI's taxonomy places the organism in Eukaryota, Metazoa, Chordata, Actinopteri, Centropomidae.